GUCGUCAGUCUUCGGAAAGAGUUUGCCAGCGUCGGUCGCUUCUGUAGCGGUAGUGCGUACUCGCGCGUCGAUUCCAGUUUGAAGCCCACAAAGCCUGCUGCUGUGUUCCACCUUGAUCCCAGCAACUAAAGCAACAACAGCAGAGUCGGAGUAGAAAGUGUAUGUGUGUCUGGUGUGAGUGUGUGUGCGGGGGUGGUCAGUAGCAAACCCUGGAAGAGAGACCCCGGGGGAAGACCCCCUUUUUGUGAGCAGUUUUCAUUGAAUAAUAGUGUUAUUUUGCAGUUAUUUUCGGCGGUGCGUAACACGCAAUAACGAGGAAGAACGCGAAAGCUUGAGGCGUACGGAGCAUCGUCGAGUCCGGCCGGGUUUGGGUCGAGAAGAGCUGCAGCAGACGUCAACUACGGAGAUCCAGAGUAGACGGACGGACCAGGGAGCAGAAAUUGUGCAAGAAAAAAAAGUUUAAACCUUAGGAGAUCAUACGCGUCGCGCCUCAACCUAGCGCGAGUGUAAUUUGAAAAAUUCUUUCCUAAUACUAAAUUGCCAGCCUCUAGCGGCGGCACCGGGGAAAGAAGAGAAUAGUUAUUAAAAGUAUUUUAUGUAGAAAGAGAAGAGUAGAAGUAAAAAAAAAAUUGUGUGUUGAGUGAAAAUUUAGCUCUGGCAGAAAAGCAAGCGGCGAAGGAAAAGGAAAAAUUUAGUGCGAAGAAGAGGUCCGAGCAGGCCAAGAAGCGGGGCGGCUACGGAAGCGGAACGGAAGUGGCCACAACAAGCACAUCAGAGCAGGCCAGUGUGGGAGUGGGAGUGUGUGUGUGUAUGUUUGGGGAGUAAACAACGGCAUCUAAACAGCAACCCAGAGCGCAAGAAGAAGAGGGUGAAGCACUCGGCAAGCAAGAAAUCCAAAAGUUCGAUUUUCGGUUCUCCAAAAACGGGUACUUCCUGUCUGAGUGUUUCGCUUUUUUGCGGGGGGCAAGAAUUUUGAAAGCUUGCUCCGGCUGUUCAGAGUGAGUUCGGGUUGGGUGUGAGCAAGAGAGUGAAUCACAUAAGAAUGAUUGUUUGAGAAAAAUCAAUAUUCGCCAGUGCCAGCAAGAGCUAGAAGGUCAAGCUGUGGAGUGUGAAAGUGACACACCUUAAACCAAGAAUCACCAGAACCAAUUACGUCAACUAGUUCCAAGUUGGUGAAGGCUAGCUAAAGCCCAGACACAAGAGAAGAGAUCGAAGAUGGCCCUGGAAGAAACCCAGAACGGGUCGGUGGUGACGGCGGCGGCCGCUGACAAGGAAAAGCAACCACAGACGGCCACCAUUCAGCCGUCCUCGUCGAGCGAGAAGCUGAACGCAGCAGGCCUGGUCGCCAACGGCGGGACGGACAAGUCCGGGCGCAACAAUAACAAACAGAACGACACAAACACAGCCUUUCUGAGGGCAGCUCGGGCAGGAGAUUUGCCAAAACUAAUAGAGUAUCUCGAGACAGAACAAGUCACAGACAUCAACACGUGUAAUGCGAACGGGCUGAACGCGCUGCACCUCGCCGCCAAGGACGGCCACUACGAGAUCGUGCAGGAGCUGCUGAAGCGGGGCGCGAACGUGGACAACGCCACCAAGAAGGGCAACACGGCGCUGCACAUCGCGUCGCUCGCCGGCCAAAAGGACAUCAUCCAUCUGCUGCUGCAGUACGCGGCCAGCGUCAACGUGCAGUCCCAGAACGGGUUCACGCCGCUGUACAUGGCCGCCCAGGAGAACCACGACGAGUGCGUGAACCUGCUGCUGGCGAAAGGAGCGAAUCCGGCCCUGGCUACGGAGGACGGAUUCACACCUCUGGCCGUAGCAAUGCAGCAAGGUCACGACAAAGUCGUGGCGGUUUUGUUGGAGAGUGACACCCGCGGCAAGGUGCGGUUACCGGCGCUGCACAUCGCGGCCAAGAAGGACGACGUCAAGGCGGCGACCCUGUUGCUUGAGAACGAGCACAAUCCGGACGUGUCGUCCAAGAGUGGCUUCACGCCGCUGCACAUAGCCGCCCACUAUGGGAAUGUCAAUGUCGCCCAGCUGCUGAUCGAGAAGGGUGCGGACGUCAACUUUACCGCCAAGCACAACAUCACACCCCUUCACGUGGCCUGCAAGUGGGGCAAGCUGAAUAUGGUGUCGCUGUUGAUCAAGAACCGGGCCCGCAUCGACAGCGUCACGAGGGACGGGCUGACGCCGUUGCACUGUGCGGCACGAUCCGGCCACGAUCAGGUCAUCGAGUUGUUGCUCGAGCACCAGGCGGACAUCAUCGCCAAAACCAAGAACGGUCUCGCGCCGCUCCACAUGGCCGCCCAGGGUGAACACGUCAGCGCCGCCCGAAUCCUCCUGGUCAACAAAUCCCCCGUCGAUGACAUCACCAUCGAUUACCUAACGGCGCUGCACGUCGCGGCCCACUGUGGCCACGUAAAGGUCGCCAAACUUCUCCUAGAUCGUAACGCCGAUCCAAACGCGCGAGCCCUCAACGGGUUCACCCCCCUGCACAUAGCCUGCAAGAAGAAUCGAAUCAAAGUUGUCGAGCUGCUACUCAAACACGGUGCUACCAUCAGUGCUACCACGGAAAGUGGACUCACGCCCCUCCAUGUGGCCAGCUUCAUGGGCUGCAUGAACAUUGUGAUCUAUCUGCUGCAACACGACGCUAGUCCCGACAUCCCGACCGUGCGGGGAGAAACGCCGCUGCAUUUGGCCGCCCGGGCCAAGCAGAGCGACAUCAUCCGGAUCCUGCUGCGAAAUGGUGCGUACGUGAAUGCGCAGGCACGCGAGGAUCAAACGCCGCUGCACGUUGCUUCGAGAAUCGGCAACGUCGACAUCGUGAUGCUCCUGCUGCAGCACGGCGCCAAGAUCGACUCCGUCACCAAGGACAACUACACGCCGCUGCACAUCGCCGCCAAGGAGGGCCAGGACGACGUGCUGGCCGUCCUGUUGGACAACAAGGCCAACAUGGAAGCGGUCACCAAAAAGGGCUUCACUCCUCUCCACCUGGCGGCCAAGUACGGCAACCUAAAGUGCGCCCAACUUCUGCUCGAACGGGGCGCCCAGGUCGACGUCCAGGGCAAGAACGGCGUCACGCCGUUGCACGUUGCUAGUCACUACGAUCACCAGAAGGUGGCACUGCUGCUGCUCGAAAAGGGCGCCUCGCCGUACUCACCGGCCAAAAAUGGCCACACGCCGCUGCACAUCGCGUCGAAGAAGAACCAAAUCGACAUCGCCAACACGUUGCUCGAGUACAAGGCGGACGCGAACGCCGAAAGCAAGACCGGCUUCACCGCGCUGCAUCUGAGCGCCCAGGAAGGCCACCGGGACAUGUCCCAGAUGCUGCUGGAGAGCGGUGCCGAUCCGAACCACGCCGCAAAAAAUGGACUGACCCCACUUCAUCUGUGCGCACAAGAAGACAACGCGGAAAUCGCCAAGACCCUGCUCGACCACAACGCACAAAUCGAUCCCUCGACCAAGACCGGCUUCACCCCACUCCACGUGGCCGCCCAUUUUGGCCAGAUCACCAUGGUCAAGUUCCUGCUGGAGAACGACGCCAACAUCGAAAUGAAGACCAACAUCGGUCACACCCCGCUUCAUCAGGCCGCCCAGCAGGGCCACACGCUGGUCAUCAAUCUGCUGCUCAAGAACAAAGCCAAUCCGGAAGCGGUCACCAACGGCGGUCAAACGGCCCUCUCGAUCGCCGACAAGCUCGGCUACAUCACCGUGGUGGAAACCCUCAAGGUCGUCACCGAAACCAGUAUCACCCAGACGGUGGACGAGAAGUUCAAGAUUGUCGCGCCAGAAACGAUCCACGAGACGUUCAUGUCGGACUCGGAAGACGAAGGCGGAACAGACGACGGCAAUCUGCUGACCGACACGAACGUUCUGAGCGCCCAAACUCAGCAGUCGUGCAGCAGUAGUGGUGUUAUCAAGUACUAUCAGUCGCAGAUGCGUUACACACCAGGCGAAGAUCCGAUCAUGUCCGAUCAGCAGCAGUACAACUACAUGACCAGCGACGAGAACAAGCAGUUUGACGACACCAACAUCACCAACAUGAGCAUCGACCCGAUGAAGGACGAAAAGUACCUCGAGAAGAUCAUCUCGAGCGCGGAAAAGUAUCACACGAUGGGAAGUGCCCCGCGGGAAUCGACCCCAAACCCACUGGACAUUACCGUGACCGACAACGUGCACAUCACGCGGAAACCGAUUCACGUCGGAUUCCUGGUUUCGUUCCUGGUGGACGCCCGGGGUGGCGCCAUGCGCGGCUGCCGCCACAGCGGAGUGCGCGUGAUCGUGCCACCACGAUCGGCCGCCCAACCGACGCGCAUCACGUGCCGCUACGUGAAACCGAACCGGAUCACCAACGCGCCACCGCUGAUGGAGGGUGAGGCGCUCAUUAGCCGGAUUCUGGAGUUGGCCCCGGUCGGGGCUAAGUUUUUGGGACCGGUUAUUCUGGAGGUUCCUCACUUUGCUUCGCUGCGCGAAAAGGAGCGCGAGAUCAUCAUCCUGCGGUCGGACAACGGGGAGACCUGGCGGGAGCACACGCUGUACGACAGCGAAGAAGCGAUCCACGACGUGCUGAACGAAACGUUCAAGGGAGACACGCUGAACUUUUUGGAAGAUUUGCACACGAACCGCAUUACGCGCAUCUUGACGAACGAUUUCCCGCACUACUUUGCGAUUGUGUCCCGCAUCAGGCAGGAAGUGCACGCCAUCGGGCCGGAAGGAGGUACCGUGUCGGCAACGGCCGUCCCACUGGUGCAGGCCAUCUUCCCCCAGAACGCACUCACGAAGAAGAUUCGCGUUGGACUGCAGGCUCAACCGAUCGACAUGAACAUGACGGCCUCUCUGCUGGGUCGAAGUGUGGCCGUUUCUCCGGUGGUCACCGUCGAGCCACGUCGCCGCAAGUUCCACAAGGCAAUCACCCUGAGCAUGCCGGCUCCGAAGGCGUACAACUCGGGCAUGAUCAACCAGUACUCGGGCAACGCCCCGACGCUGCGACUGCUCUGCUCGAUCACCGGAGGGCAGAACAAGGCCGUCUGGGAGGACGUCACCGGAUCGACUCCGUUGACCUUUGUCAACGAUUGCGUUUCAUUCACAACGACCGUGUCGGCCCGCUUCUGGCUGAUGGACUGCCGCAACAUCAACGAAGCCACCAAAAUGGCCACCGAACUGUACUCGUACAUGUCGCACGUCCCGUUCAUGGUCAAGUUUGUCGUGUUUGCCAAGCGGGUCGACCAAACCGAAGCCAAGCUGAGCGUGUUCUGUAUGACCGACGACAAGGAGGACAAAACCCUCGAACAGCAGGAACAUUUUACCGAAAUCGCCAAAUCCCGCGACAUUGAAGUGUGCGAAGGUCGCGUCAUCUACCUGGAAUUCGCCGGCAACAUCAUCCCCGUCCUCAAGAGCGGCGAACAACUCUCAAUCUCGUUCAACGCGUUCAAGGAGAACCGCCUCACCUUCCCCGUCAAGAUCAAGAACAACCUGGACGACCUGCUCGGUCGCAUCUCGUUCAUGAACGAACCCAAGGUCGCCAAGGGUGAACCAUCCUCGACCCCGCUCUGCACCCUCAACUUCACACUGCCCCCAGAAAAGUACGGCCUCGGCGGUGACGAAAUGGAAACCGCCUCCGAGUUCGACCAGAGCUCCACCGAGGUGCUCAACUACGACCAGCAGGCCAUCGUGAACGCCGCCAACCGCAGCAAAACCCUCAACUUUACCUUCCAAAACGGCGACACCCCGAACGAAAUCCACAAGGCCGACAUCAAAAUCACCGACAUCUGCAACCUGCUUGGACCCGACUGGGUUCUGCUCGCCGAAGAGCUCCAAAUCUCCCCCAGCGACGUGGACCUCAUCAAGCACGAGUACCCGAACGACGAGGCGCAGCAGUCGAUCGUGAUGCUGCGGCUGUGGCUGCGGCAGGCCGGCAAGGACGCCACCGGGAACGUGCUCGAGCAGGCGCUCAUCAAGAUUGACCGGCCGGACAUUGUGAGCAAGUCCAUCACCAACCUGGAGCUGGUGACGGACGAGCGCGAGAAGAAGCUGGCCAAGCAGCAGCUCGGCUCGACGAACGGCAUCGACGAGGUCGACCCGGUCAAGAUCAACGGGGUGGAGUGCAAUGCGAAGGAGUCGUUUGAAGACUCAACCCACGAACCGGCCGAAGAAAAGCAAGAGCACGAACGGGACGAAAAGACGGUGACCACCGUGGUCACCCAACAGGACCCGGCAUCCGCCUCGCCCCCAAGCCCCCAGUCCUCGUCCUCGCCGGACAACACCGAAGCGAUCCAGCAGAUCCGACGGGAAAGUGCAAUCCUAGGCAUUGGCGGCCAGUCCUCCUCGGCCCGAAAGGACGACGCAACCGGAGACGGUGGAACGCCCCCACCCAGUCCGGCGGAAUUCGCCGUCCAGGUUAGUGCGGCGGCGGAACCGGAAGUGGAGAUCCAGCAACAGGAACCCAUCGUUGAGGACGUGUCGCAGAUCAUCCAGGCCGCGAUCGCCGAGCACGACACGACCGGAGAUGACGAUGAGUUUGAGGAUCAGGAGGCGAUUCAGGAACCGGUUGUCCACCGGAUUACGGUACAAAAGCCGUCCUUUGAGGCGGUCGGAAGCGACGAGGAAGUGGAGGAGGAGGAAGGGGAUGGGGAUGAUGAUUCGGAGGACUUUGAACAGCUGGACCUGGAGACGGACAAGAGCGGCAAGGUGAAGACGAUCAAGAAGCACUCCAAGGUGAACAUCAAGAUCAACAAGCAGCUCGCGCAGAGGCCCACCGUCGAAGAUAUUGAGUGGGAGGUGACACCGACGGCGUCGGCGACGGCCGCCGAUCAGGAGGUUGAAGUCGUGACGAAGGAGAUCUCGUCGGUGAAUUUGGAGGACGUCUCGAACGAUCGGAGGUACAGCUUGGACAAGAUGGAACCGACCUCACCGGCGUCACUUCGGGUAGAUCGGAUGUUUGAAAAGUCCUUCUCGACGCCGGGCGAGGAUCAGCAGAAGGCCGAACAGAUCGUGAUGAUCUCGUCGGACAACAACAUCUCCGAAGUGGCGGCCGACUACUCGGGCGAUAUCGAUGAGUUCAUCUUCGUGCAAACCUCGCCGGAGAAUUACGCCAAGAUGGAGAAGGAACAGAACUUGACGGACGAGGACGACAACAGCAAUCUGGUGAUCAUAACCGAGGAACACUACGACUACGAGCUGGAAACGGACGACGACGAUCGGCGAUCGAGUGUGAUCGAUCAGUCCUCGCCGCAGGACGAUGACGACGAUUCCCCGCAAAAGUUCAUCAUCGGUGGAACGAGCAGCUCGGAAGACGAGGAAAGACUCAUCGGAAGUGACGAACAGCAUCGGCGCCGAGAUCUGGCCCUGAACCCAACCGUUCCGGAGUGCACAACGCCGUCGAUCCUGAUCACGCAACCCGGCGCCACCGAAGGUACCGCAAGCUGUUCGAGCGGAUCGGACGUCGCACUGCACGAAACUGGUGGCGAACUCAGUGAUGACGAUGAAACAGAGAACUACCUAGUGCAAAACACCGACCACGGAGUUGUGAUGGAACCGAGCGAGCCGCCCAAAUCCGAUGCCGAUGGAGCGGAGGCCAGCAGCCGGACGGAAACGAACACGUUCGUGAACGAGUCGGAUGAUGGCUCCGUUCGCACCACCGUCAUCACCACCACCACCACGAUCAACGCAUCGGGCGAGGAAAUCCCCCCGGAACUCCAACAGCAACUGCUCGAGCAGCUGCAGAACGCCGCCAACCAGAGUUCCAACGCCACCUGCAUCACAACGGUAACAACCGAGGACGGCGCCCCGGACGAAACGACCACAACGCGAACCACCACCACCACCAAGACGAUAACGCUAACCUCCAUGGACGCGGACUUCCCCGAGGACGAGCUGCUGUCGAAGAUCACCACGACGACGCAGCAGAUGCCGGGCAGCGAUCAAACGCGAACGACGGUCACCGUGACGGAGGUCGUCGACGGGAAGCCGGACGCGAAGCCGUCGAUCAACUCGAUCGUGGACGAGUUCAUGAACGAGGAGAGGAAGAAUUAAGCGGGGUUCGUUCGAAUGGGGGCUUGUUGUGAAUUUUGAUUAAUUGUGGCCAAAAAAAGGGGAGAUCAUGAUCGGUAAGUCGUAGAUCGAUUGAAACUUUGUUUUAACUUCCCGGAUAAGUUAUGUCACAAAGUUUGGUUUCUACUGUGAGAAAGUGAAAGUUUUAUUGUGUAUUUAUAUCGUGUUUUUUUUUAGAGGUAAAUCAAACUAUCUUUUCUCCGUCACAGCAUUACACACACAAGAGGUAGGGCAGCUUAGGUUUAAUCGUGGUGCGAAAGAAGGCCCAACAAAAUCCCAAUUCAAAUUAUAGUAGAAAGUUUUACCAACACCAAUAAAAAUGGCAGAAAAAAACGUCCUUUAAACUUCAUUUUGAUCGUGCCUAUUUUUAAGCGUUCAAAAGCGUGCUUGUUUCGAUUCAAACCGAAAGGACUGCGAAGCUCGUGCAGAACUCCGACGUUUUUCACUGCAAGUGAGGGCUAGUCGGAGUUGUAAAAUAAAGAAAAGAAUCCAGAGAGAAAAUAUAUAAAAUGAACGUGGAACCAAGAUUAUUUAUUUUUGCUAACAUUUAUCAAUGUUGUCUUUGGAAAAGAGCCAAUAAAGAAGGCGAAUUUGAUAUUAAUUGUGGAAAAUCGAUUAAAACGUAACUUAUUUGGAAAUAAUAAAAAGUAAACAAUAAAUUAACAGCUUUACCUGAAUGUUGACUUCAUUUAGAAACAGGGAAAUAAAUCCCAAAAUUUUCAGAGACAACAUCGAGAUUACGUGGAAUGUUACGGAUUAGAUUAAACUGGGUGCUGACAAAAGGGUGAAAAAGAAGGAAAAGUUGAGCAGUUGGCAAUUCAACUAAUAAAUGUUCAUAUUUAUCUGCUAAAGUCAAAAUUACAAAAAUCGCAAAAACAAAAACAAACACUCUACAAAUCACACGUGAAAUGAAAGUACAUGUAAGCAACAAUAUAUCAAAUCAACGCAUUACAAAACAAGUUUAGAUUAUUACAAUAAUAUUGAGCAUCUCUAGAAAGAAGCACGUAGUUUUAGCAUUUUCUCUCAUCUCUGAAGGGGUGCUCCGAAAAGCUCCAGGAUUUGAGGAGCCUCACCACACACACACAAACAAACACACAACGUAGAUGUCACUACUAUAAAAACAGUAUUUUAAGCAGUGUUUUUUUUCAUUUGUUUUUUAGUUCUUAAUUUAUCCUAUUUUUUGAGUGUGACUAUUUAUUAAUUUAACCUCCUUCCAUGGUAGCUUCCCCCUUUAAUAUAUAAGCUUCAUCGUUCUUUUUGUUGUAAUUUUACUUCUGUUUUAUUUUUAAUUUAAUCCACCUUUCAAGACGAAGAAAAACACGCAAACACACCGAUACACACACCCGUCCUCUAUCGCAGUAGGCAACUCAACUAAACUAAAACGAAAAUUGCGCUACCAGUUAUGAAUAAGCAACUUAUUUUCAAUUUGCGACAGCAGCAACAAAACAAAAACGUAGUGACCCGUGACCCGAAAACUGUAGUGAAAGAAUGAGAGAAAAUCAACAAAUCUACUCUGCCGCCUACUACACGUGAAGAGCAAAAGCAAAUAUAAAACAAAUAUUUAUCGUCACUGUUGCAGAUUGAGUGAAAUGAAAUAAAAAAAGGAAACUAAAUUGAAGGAAAGUGUGCUUCGUUUAUUUACAGUUGAGAAUAAAAAAAAAGAAAAAUGAACACGCGAGAAGGAAAUUCCUAAAAAAACAAACAAAAAAUGAAGAGAAAAAAAUGCUAUACAAGGCGAUUGUGGGGCAUUCAGUUGCAAUACACAACAGCACACACACAAAAUUUCAUUCGCUGAAGAAAGAGUAAUAUAUAUAUUGCGUAGUGUAGAGAACAUACUGAAAAAAAAAAACAAAAGAAGAUGAUUCAAAAAAUUGUGAAGCAUAUUUAAAGUGAUUAAGUAUAAAUUUGAAAGAGAAAUAAAUUUAAUCCUGCUGAAAAAUA
Molecule: messenger RNA, 9990 nt
Organism: Culex quinquefasciatus (southern house mosquito)
Lineage: Eukaryota; Metazoa; Arthropoda; Insecta; Diptera; Culicidae
Product: ankyrin-3
Exons: 14
Coding region: 1216-8031 (2271 amino acids)
Biological process (GO): signal transduction
Molecular function (GO): protein binding
Source: RefSeq, a predicted model, not a curated record